AUUAGAUCUUUUUGGAUUGUUAUCACUAUUGAUCCCUGUUUCAACCACUCCUUCAACCAUCCAAUAAAUAUAAUACUUACUAUUGCAGAAUUGAAAGAAAGUUGUGAAGUAUUUGAUGGAAGGUAAUAGUAGGGAUGUUGAUGCACCAGACGCCAUGGAAAUGUUUGGAGCUUAUGCUCAUAUCUACGAGCACGCAUUCAACUACGCAAAUUCCAUGGUCCUCGCCGCUGCAAUUCAGCUAAAUAUCCCAGACAUAAUCCACCGCCAUGGAAAACCAGUCACCAUUCCGGAGCUUGUUUCUGCGCUCAAACUCCCUCCUCAAAGAUCAAACGCCGUUUAUCGCAUCAUGCGCCUCUUAACUCACAAUGGCUUCUUUGAUUCAACAAAGCUCAAUGAAGAAGAAGAUGGGUAUGUUCUCACAGCUUCUUCAAAGUUGCUCCUCAAAACCCAAAUCCCAGACCUAUCCCCUUUCGCCCGACUCCUGGUUGACCCGGUCAUGGUGGCGCCGUGGCAGCUUUUGGGAGACUGGUUUUCAAGAAAUGACGAGUCAACUCCCUUCGAGGCGGCGCACGGUGCUCCCAUUUGGGAGUUUUGCCACAAGGAUUCCAGGUUUAACAACGUUUUCAAUGAGGCAAUGGCUAGCGAUUCCCAGAUGAUAAGCUUAGUCGUGAAAGAUUGUGGGCAAGUGUUUGAAGGGGUGGAUACAUUGGUAGACGUUGGAGGCGGCACCGGAACCAUUGCUAAGUUCAUCUUGGAGGCGUUUCCGAGGUUGAAAUGCACGGUGUUUGAUCUCCCUCACGUUGUUGCAGAUCAACCCCAGUCCCAAAACCUGCGAUUCCUCGGAGGGAACAUGUUUCACUCCAUUCCUUCUGCUGAUGCCAUCAUGUUCAAGCAUGUUAUGCAUAACUGGAAUGACGACAGCUGCGUGAAGAUACUAAAGAAAUGCAGAGAAGCUAUCUCAAACGAGAAAGAUGGAGUGAAGGGGAAGGUGAUCAUCAUUGACAUGGUUUUGGGCGCAGAGAAACACAAUGAAUUGGCAGACGCAACUGAAGUGAAGCUCGUGUUUGAUGUUCUGAUGAUGAUUCUUCUUACUGGGAAGGAACGAACUGAGAAGGAAUGGGAAAAGCUGUUUAUUGAGUCUGGGUUCACUCACUAUAAGAUAACUCCAGUUUUUGGCCUCAGGUCCCUCAUUGAGGUGUUUCCUUAAAUUACUACCCACUUUUUCAUGUCUCCUAUCCUAAUACUGCCUUUAACAGAGUAUGUUAUUGUUAAGACUUAAAGAGAAGUGGCUCCACUUGUGAAAGAUUAUGACUAAAAUAAACUGUCGGUCUGACAAAUUAAAGUUUUC
This is a messenger RNA of Ipomoea nil (Japanese morning glory), 1348 nucleotides long. Its product is annotated as trans-resveratrol di-O-methyltransferase-like. The transcript has a single exon. Lineage: Eukaryota; Viridiplantae; Streptophyta; Magnoliopsida; Solanales; Convolvulaceae. The record is from RefSeq and is a predicted model, not a curated record. Gene Ontology annotation, molecular function: protein dimerization activity; S-adenosylmethionine-dependent methyltransferase activity; O-methyltransferase activity. Gene Ontology annotation, biological process: methylation. Bases 116 to 1207 code for a protein of 363 amino acids.